AUGGAUUAUUUCAGGAUGAUGGACGUCAUCAACCUCACUGCCUUACCAAUGAUACAAGUGGAUGGAGACCUGACUGUCUCACCUGUUACUCGGACUGCAAUGGAGAAUGCUGUGAGGAAGGAGUUACAGGACAAUCCACCCUCGUGCCUUAUUGGCUCUAUGCACGAGGUGAACCAAAAGAUUGCUGAAAUAGAUCUGAGCACCGCCCUGUUGGCCAACAGCCUGGCAAUUGAGAAAUUUGAAUUGGAGAAGAAGGCUUUAAGAGAGAAAAGUCGCAGCAGCCCAGGAGACAGAGUCAAGAGAGAAAGAAAAUCGCAGUAUUCCUGCAAAGGCUCAGAAGAGAGGAAUGCCAAAUCUUUCCUUAUAAAAAGGAAAACAGCAGAUAAAAAUCUGCUGGCGGAGCUGUACCAGCACCCCAAAUUUAACGACUCUAGGCCAAACAAGCUUCCAAAUGGGGUGGAAUUCUGUGACAUGGUGGGCAACGUAAUCCGGGCAGAGAGAAACCCCAUUAGUGGCAAGUCUUUCUGUUCAGGUAGAGAAUUAGAGAAGUUUCUCUCUUCUCCUUCUCUAAGAACCAUAUGGCUGGAUAGCUUCUGGUGGAUAUUUCAUGAAAGGUACAAGCCAAACAAGGAGAUCCAAAAUAAGCUGUUUGACAGGAUAGCCCGACACUACGCCUUCCUUUUGUUUCAUGGACCCAGGUCCCACUACGAAGAGGCACUCUUAAAAAGGUUGCCGUCGCUUCUGAGUAAAGCCCUGUACACCAGCUUCUGUUGCUGCUUCCCACAGUCCUGGUUCAACACUCAUGAAUUCAAGUCUGACAUCUGUAACACAGUGAGCCUGUGGAUUUCAGGCACAUAUCCUUGUCCACAGAGCUAUAAUAGCUGGGACUACUCAGAACUAGAUCCAGAGAGAUUCCGGAGAGAAGAAUUACUGUUACAGAGAAGAAAAUUGAUAACAGGAAAAGAGUUUUCUUUCUUCACUUGUAAAAGAUCCUCCUUCCAGAAGCCAGCCCAGAGCAGGAAAUCCAGCCACUCUCGGUCGUCUAGUAUAAAUUCAACCACCGAGAGAGGCUCUUCAGCCAAGCAGAAUUUAGAAGAAAACGCACAAAUACGGAAUACCACAAAAGAGCAUCAUUGUCACACCCCGGUCAUCAGGAAAGCUACACAACAAGUCAAGAGGAUAUCAGAAGCAAGAGAAUGUGCGAAAGUGUUUUCUAAACAGUCUUAUCCUGCCUGCAAAAUCCCUGCGCUGACUCCAAACCUCUUCAACAUUUAUGGGAAGAGUCCUCUGAUUGUGUACUUCCUCCUGAAUUACUCCAGGCUGCAGCACCAUGGUGAGGACGUGCUGAUCGUCAGGAGGGAAAAGACCAAGAGCAUCCCUGAGUCCACCCCGACGUAUGCUGACAUCAUCAGCCUGACUCUGAGCAACAUGAAGAAGCGAAAAGACCACCUCGGUCAGUUGUACCGGCUUCACCGGAGUGAAUGGAAUUAUUUUGAUAAGUACCUGAAGGAACUGCAAGACAACUUCUUCAGGGAGGUGAAAAAUAUUGAUCAAAAAAUGGCAGAUAAAAAAAAGUCAAGCCACACGUUCAUCCCACCUUCAACCUGCAAUGAAGAAUUCCUUGACAAGAGACCUAAGGAAGGAAAAGGAGGGGAAAAGAGAUGA
Cynocephalus volans (Philippine flying lemur) is the source of this 1665-nucleotide messenger RNA. RefSeq names its product family with sequence similarity 227 member A (gene FAM227A). The record is from RefSeq and is a predicted model, not a curated record. The coding region runs from base 1 to 1665 and encodes 554 amino acids. NCBI's taxonomy places the organism in Eukaryota, Metazoa, Chordata, Mammalia, Dermoptera, Cynocephalidae. The transcript is spliced from 16 exons.